AUGCGACGGGCUGUAUCGGGCGGAAUGAUCACGCCAAACGAAGAAGCAGCAGCCAGCUGUGCCUCCAAGACGGCAGGCCUCAAGCUCGCGGGAAUUGUCCAGACGUUCCUGCAGCGCGUUCAAGCGGUCAGCGAGUUCUGUCCGGGGCUCUAG
Messenger RNA from Phytophthora nicotianae INRA-310, 153 nucleotides. RefSeq lists its product as hypothetical. The coding region runs from base 1 to 153 and encodes 50 amino acids. The transcript is spliced from 2 exons. The record is from RefSeq and is a predicted model, not a curated record. NCBI's taxonomy places the organism in Eukaryota, Oomycota, Peronosporomycetes, Peronosporales, Peronosporaceae.